Messenger RNA from Clonostachys rhizophaga, 1512 nucleotides. The record is from the annotation of a GenBank genome assembly. NCBI's taxonomy places the organism in Eukaryota, Fungi, Ascomycota, Sordariomycetes, Hypocreales, Bionectriaceae.
AUGCCUCCUAAACGAUCCUCUCAGCGUGGCAAAGCGCCCCGUGCUACAAGCUCAGGAGCCGUAGCUAACAACUCCGCGCCUAUCAAGCGCGAGCGUCAAGACGAUGCGCCUCAAAACGAAACUCGGGCUAAACGCGCCCGCAAUGGCUCCAAGCCAGCUCAACGACGUCAAGGAAACAGGGCAGGCCCUGCUUCUGACACACCCCUCAACAAAGCUCCCAAGGCAACCCUCUCUGUUUUCGCAUUCGGGAGCGGUGAUUGCAGUGAGCUAGGACUUGGGAUGAAAAUCUCAUCAGCUACAACCCCGCGUUUCAACCCUUAUCUUGACCCUCAGGAUCCCACCAAGUUCCAUGUAGUUCAGAUUGCAUGUGGCGGAAUGCAUUCAGUCGCCUUGACCAAGGACAACAAAAUCCUCACUUGGGGCGUCAACGAUGAAGGUGCGCUGGGCCGAGACACCCAGUGGGAAGGGGGUGUUCGAGAUGCAGAUGGCGACGACAGCGAUGAUGAAGAGCCUUUAAAUCCCCAUGAGACUACCCCAACAGCGAUUUCAGGAGACUCUUUCCCCCAAGGCACCGAAUUUGUUCAGGUGGCCGCGGGUGACAGUUGCAGUUUUGCACUCACAGACCGCGGACUUGUAUAUGGUUGGGGUUCAUUCCGUGACCCCAACGGAGGUCAAAGAUUUUGCUAUGAUUCAGACGGCAAAGUCAUCAAGAUCCAGCGCACACCAAUCCUCAUCUCCAAACUACAGAAUAUCGUUCAGAUCACCUGUGGCGCGAACCACGUGCUUGCCCUGGGUUCCGACGGCCAGAUCUGGGGUUGGGGCGCUUUCGAAAAGAAUCAACUGGGAACCCGCCCUUUCGGACGCCACCAGGAAACUCUGCUUCCUCGCCAGGUCAGAGUUUGCCGAACUCCUAUCAAAUACAUCGCCUCCGGAGACUACCACUCAUUCGCCAUUGAUCGAAAGGACAACGUGUGGGCAUGGGGCCUCAACAGCUUUGGUGAAGCAGGCUACGCCAAGGAUGCGGGCAGUGACUCUGCCAUUUUGCCUUACCCAAUGAAGAUCCGCGGCCUCACAGGUAAAGGCGUCGUGGCACUCGAUGGAGGUGCGCAUCAUUCAGCCGCCGUUACCCUCGACGGCCAGUGCCUGGUUUGGGGACGCAUGGAUGGCGGCCAGCUCGGAGUUGAGUUCACACCAGAGCAACUCAAUGACCCAACGGUGGUCAGACGCGACGAGCACGAAAAGCCCAGAAUUUGCCUGCAGCCUGUGCCUGUCCCAGUCGUUGGAAAGGGCGUGGACGUUGGAUGCGGAACCGAUCACACCAUCUUCAUCAAUGACGAGGGCAAGGGAUUCUCGACUGGCAUCAACUCAUCAAGGCAACUUGGCCUGGGAACUGAGGACGACGAAGAGAUUGCAAAGCCCUUGAAGGGAAGGACCGUCAAGACGAAGCACCUGACAUGGGCCGGUGCUGGUGGACAAUAUUCUGUUGUGGCAGCCGCUGAAGGUUCUCAGUAA